Mycosarcoma maydis (corn smut) is the source of this 726-nucleotide messenger RNA. RefSeq lists its product as uncharacterized. Bases 1 to 726 code for a protein of 241 amino acids. Gene Ontology annotation, molecular function: protein binding. NCBI's taxonomy places the organism in Eukaryota, Fungi, Basidiomycota, Ustilaginomycetes, Ustilaginales. The record is from RefSeq and is a predicted model, not a curated record. The transcript has a single exon.
AUGCCGGUACCAACAUCACUUGGCCGGCCUUCUGCCGGAGGCGCAUCUUCGAACAAGAACAUCUGGAUUGCCGCGGGCGAAGGAGAUCUUGGACGAGUCAAGGAAUGUGUAGAUGGCGAAGGCAUCUCACCCGUGGCAGCGGACGAGUUCACAUACACCCCCUUGCACGCAGCUGCGUCGUACGGCCAUCUGGAUAUUCUUCGGUAUCUGCUUAAUCAUCCAUCUGCUCCCAGUGAUGCUGUUAAUACGACGGAUUCAGAUCUCGACACACCUUUGUUCGUUUGCGAAACAGUCGAUUCUGCACGUUGCUUGAUCGAAGAGUUCCAUGCCGAUGCAAAACACAAGAAUGCCGAUGGCCUGACGGCCGCUCAACAGGCGUUAGAAAACGAACACGAGGAGCUGGCAGAGUAUAUCGCUGGAGUGACGGGGGAGUCGUUGCAAGGCAACGACCAUGAGGAUCAAGGUGAUGCGGAGGACGACGACGAAAACGGCGUUUCAGCGCAAGCAUCCCAUUUGACGGCCGAAGAACAGGCAGAGCAAGAUGAGAGACUCGACGCACAAACGGAUCAGCUCAUGGCACGCGUAGGAGAUAUCAUGACAAGGGCAGAAAGAGAUGGCACGGAUCCGGAACCAGAAUUGCGAACUCUAGUCAGCGAUUCCGUUCUGCGUCAGAUUGUCGAGGGUAUGAGCCAACCCAGCACAAACAUUGAUCGGGACACUGCUUGA